Molecule: messenger RNA, 5659 nt
Organism: Trichobilharzia regenti
Lineage: Eukaryota; Metazoa; Platyhelminthes; Trematoda; Strigeidida; Schistosomatidae
Source: the annotation of a GenBank genome assembly
AUUGAAUCAAGGUUAACUGCGCAACUGCUACCCCUAAAGGUCAGCUCCACCAAAUGAAAGAAUCAUCGUAGUGUUGAGAUAUGUCGUGAGCCUACUUCGUACGUCUUCUUUACUGACUGUUGUAAUAAGUAAACAUUUUAAAACUUGCCGUUAGUCAUCUGAUUUGUAAGCAAUGAUUUGAUAAAUAUUCGGUUGUCGGAAUUUACUUUCAUUCUUCAAACAAGUAAUAAAUCCGACCACUUGUUAUGCGUGAGGAAUUUUUACAUUGUGUUGAAUUACUGCGAACAGUGUGCUUAUACUAUUUUGUACUCCUGAGUCUUGUCUAAGACCAAUGAAUAACAAACGGCUCUGUGUCAAUAGAAAAUCCCAAAGCAAUUUAUCAUUGCUUCGUAGUUCUCCAGGUGGUAUCCUUUUCUCAAGUGUAGCCGGUGGUCCUCUGCAUGUUCAUUCUCCAGACAGAAAUUCUGAAAACUUUGCUGCAAAGUCUACUGAUGGUGAAUAUGGAAGGGUUGCCAAUCCUGUAUCUCUGUUUAAUAGUUUGUUAGACCCUAAUAUAGAGUUGCCAACCAUCAGUGUUCGCGAAGUUGAUGAAAUACUUAGCAGUUUAACAACUCCAAAUUCCUCCCCAGUCAAGACAGCAAGUGGUACUUCUGGCAUAAUCAAUGCCCAUCCCAAUUACUGUGAUACACGUGAUGGUUUGUGUCAUAAUGUUGCCCAGCACAACAAUAAGCAGUCAUUAGAGAAGAACUUAUUUGAUGGAGUGGAGUGCUCACCAAAUCCUGUGGAAACAAACAGUGUGAAAAAUGCAAACAUCACAGAACGAAACCUAAAUGGUAUUUCACAGAUUUGCAUUAAAAGUAAUGGCGCGGGUAGAAUAUCUACGUCAAGUACAUGUCGUAAUGCAGCUGAAAAUUUGUCUAGUAGCAAAUAUACUCUUGGAAAUUCUUUUUUGCGAAGUACGAGUUUUAUGUGUCCUGAGAGAAAGCGUCACACGGAUACUGACCUACGUACGAAUCAAGCUAACCGUAAAAAUAACACGAAAACUGUAUCUUUGCAGUCUAUGAUGGAUAUCCUACCAUUAUUUCCAUCUUGCCGAAGUGUAGCUGAAUUAGGUGCUUUGGCACUUGGGCCUGAAUCUGAAAAAACGACAGAUCAUAGUUUCCAUAAACAAAAAUCUCCUGUGUCAUUGCAUCCCAAAGCAUGUUCUGGUACCAACCUGUGCAAACCACCCUUUAAAAUGCAAAUUUCUAGUUCUUCUCGUGAUCGUUCUCCUAUUGGUAGUUUGGAUCUAGCUACUCAUAGUAGAUACCAAAAUGCAAGUGCUUCAAGUGUUCAAGAAGCGACUAAAUACCGACAGGCCUACCUUUCUGUACGCAAAGCGAAUCAAGCCAAGGUUUUGUCAAAAUCCACUACGACUGUACCAUCCUCCGUUCUUGAGAGCAAAAACCAAGACACACCGAAGAAUCAUCAUGUUUCCUACCAAACACCAAAUAAUGAUCAACUUACAGUCCAUUUAAAAGUUAUCCCACCAAAACUCUCGCCUUAUUCAACAAGUACAACUUCAGAUGAUCGUUUCAAGCAUAUUUGCCCUCAUCCAAGAUGUGGUCGUAGAUAUCAGGCUGAGAUAGGCCUUCUACGUCAUUUGGUUAAAUAUCAUGGGGAACAGAUUGAAUUACCUCGAAGAACUAGUUCUGCAGCCAAUCAACGCUUGGUUAGACGUCCAGCUUCAGAGGAAAGAACUAUUACUUCAGUUGGAUUUGAUGAAACUGAUGAAAUAGUGGAUAAAAAUUCUCCCUCUAAAUCAGAAAUGUGUAAAACCAAAAUACUCACAUCACUGCAUUCAAAGAAUGCAUUAGAGUCUAACCAAUCAGAAAUCAAGAUGAUGCCAUAUAACAACUCUCCUUCGUCUGUGUCGUUUGAAACAACAACAACUAAAGUCAAUGAGUACACUUCAACUGCUGACGCCUAUGAUAAGUUAAAAGAUAUUUCCUCUUUGUCAAAUAAUGGUAUUAUUACGACAAGGAUAUGUUCAACUACCACAGUUACUGCUCCACCAAAUCCUGCAAAUACAACGUCUGUUUCAAUUCCAUCAAUAGAUCUACACACAAAUGUAUGCUCAAACAGUUUCUCAAUCACAGUUGAUAUGGAUAAUUUAUCAUCAAAUUCAAAUGAAACUACACAUCCGAAUCAACAGAAAGGUGUUGAUGGUGAUGAUGAAAGUAAUAAACUACAAAUAUUCAAGCCAAUGAGAAAACAGCGUCGACUUCGAUCAAUCAGUGGAAGUCAUAGUGAUGUACCCAUGACUAAACAGUAUUCAUCAGCAUUUCCUAAUACUACUAACCAGACAAUAAUUAGUCAUUAUUAUUGUAAACAUCAAUCGUUAUUAAAUUCUUCAGACUUACUUGUCUAUUGUCCAACUGAGCAGUCUUCAUCGCCAGUAGUAUGUACAAGUACAAUGGUUAAUUCACAAAAACAGUGUACUGCAACUACUACCACGGAUAAUUGUCGUCGGCGUACUCUAAGCACUGGUAAUGAUCCUAGAGCAUCGAAUGUUGAUGUUGACGCCAAUGGUGGUGAUGGUGAAGUACACAAGCAGAAUGGGAUGGACGUGGGCAGUAAUAAAUGUCCAAGUUGUGGAUAUAUUAAUGUGAAAGGCAUGGAGAUGAAAGAACGUGAAUGGAUUAGUGGUAUACAUGCAUUAACUUGUUCAAAAACUGAUUCUGUCUGUUGUCCAGUUGAUAAGUGUGCAUAUGUUUGUUCUGGUCGAGCUGAUUUAUCUGCCCACUUGACAAGUGUUCAUUUUCCUGAAAUUCAACAUCAACUUGUCCGCUUAAUUUUUGCCUGUCCACUAAAAGAUUGUCAAACUAUAUGUCCUGAUGAGGCGUCGUUUCAAGCUCAUUUCACUGGCCAUUUACGUGGACAUCUUCCUGGUGAUUUGACGGAAUUAUUCAAUCCAUAUUCUCCGACUCAAUCACUGACUACAGUGCCAGGUGGAACAAUAACACCAACAGUAGUAGACACAACGCCCACUUUGUCAACAAUUCCACCAACAACAACAAGCACAACACCAAUCGUAGUGAACUCGACUCCUGUUGUUGUACAACCGAUAAUGGAUAAUUCGCCUGAGAUAUCACAGUUAUCAUCAUCAUCAUCAAGCAUAACAUAUAAUCCGUCGUCUAGUCUUCUCGCAAAGUAUUCUUCUAUUCAUCAAAAUAAUAAUAAUAAUAGUAUACUAUCUGGAUCUUCAACAAAUGAUAAUUUCCAUGUUGAAAUAAUGGAUGUUCAAUCUAGUUUAGGCGUUGGAGAUCAAUGUCAAACGUUGUCGAAUAACCCUCCGAGUAGAAUUAAUCCUCAUUCAGAGAUGGUUCAACCAUCAUCAUCAAUUGACAAUAAUCAACCGAUUGUUGUUGUUGCUGCUGCUGCUGCUGCCGGUGAUGUCUCCAAUUCAUCUAGUUGUUUCAACCAGUACAUUCAUCAACAACACCACCACGAACAACAACAACAACAGCAGCAGUUCAAUGGACUCCCGAAUUCACCAUCAUUAUUCUCUAAUGAUGAUGAUGAUGCGGCUUCUAUUAGCACACUGUCUGAAGCGUUUAAAUCAGACUCCCAUACUGUUGUUGUUGUUGGCGGUGAUGAUGAUAAUGUUGCUGUUGUUGUUGGGAAUAAUUUUUCAACUGUAUCAAAUAAUGAAACAGAUCAUGUGGAUUUAACAGAUAAUCGAAAUUUGUUAUCAGCACUUGAUCUAAUUCCUGAUGAUAUAUUGAUUGAAUUACUUAAAGAAGAUCGACCGAGUAUAUGGGGUGAUCCUGUUACCAAUAAUAAUACCAGCAACGUCAACAAUAACAGUGGAAGUGUGAAUGCCAUCAAUUCAUCUCUAUCAGCUCCUUAUCCGUGUUAUACAGAAUCUUCAUACCUACCGACACCGUUGGAGACGACGACGACAACAACAACAUCAAACAAUGAUAAUGAUGACGAUUGUGGUUCUAUUUGUUUAAAUUAUGAUGGUUAUUAUAAUACAUCAAGUGUACAUGAUUCCAGUGAAUGGAUUGAUUUUAAUCUAACCGGUUCAAUUUCUCCAUUGAAUGAAUCGUCUAUAUCAUUUGAUGAUAAUCUUCACAAUAAUAACAUUAAUAAAGAGGAUAGUUCAGCUUUAGUAUUAUCAUCAGAUGAUUCGUCUAGUUGGAUCCCAUCGAAUCUUGUUCAUCAUACCUGGUCAUCUGCUAUUGCUAAUGAAAAGGUAUCAAAUAAUUCAAUGAUUGACAAUUAUGAUCAUUAUAAUAACAAUAAUAAUGAUGAUGCCAGUAAUUGUAACAGUGUUAACUCUCACUAUCAUCCUCUUCGACGUCAUUUCAAUUGUCCACAUCGUGUUAUCUCUGAUUUGACCGCUGCACUUAUCCUACCAGAUGUGGAACGUCGUUUAAAAGCGGCUAUCUCAGUAGCACGGACUAGUAAAUCAAGUAGUAUCCCAUCGAAUUCAACUGUCUGCUCAUCGGUUAGUUCACAAAAUUCAUCAUCACGUAAUACUGUUGCUUCUGGUCGUGGUUGUGCUGGUGCCGCUUUUGGUUCAGUACGACAACAACAACAAUCAUGUUGUUCAGGGAAACGUAGACGUAAUGCUUCAGAAUCACCUCCACUUGUAUCGACGUAUGAAGCGACACCACCAACAACAACAGUACCAGUUAAUAAUGUUGAUUUAUGCCGAUCAUCAAAUUAUUGGAGAUGGAGUUACAACGAUAAUCAUCAAAUUAUUUCAUCAUCAAAUUCAAUAAAACAUCAACAUAAUGUGAAGACAAUUAUACGAGUGAGCAACGGAGAAGAAGAAGCAGUGGCGGAAGUCGGCGAAUCACACUUUCUGACAACUCAAUUCGAUCCAAACACUUCCAACUCAUCAAAAGUGAAUAGCACUCAUACGAAUAACAAUACUACUAAUGAUAGUAAAACAAUUUGUUUAACUACUGACGACAACGAAUCAACAUUUCAACGAAAUCAAUUAGACAGCAGAAGCUUUAACAACAAUCCAAUAAAGAUUAAUGUUGGUCAAGAACAACAACAACAUCAGCAGCAGCAGCAGCAGCAAAAGUUACCAAUUAAUAAUUCUCGUAAUACUAGAAGUCAUAGUAAUCAUAGACGACUUCCUUCAUUGUCUCAGCCAUCGAUUGAACCACGUAAACGUGUGAAAAAGUAUCAACAAGCCAGUAUGCCAACUUGUCAAGUUUAUUUCACUCCUUAUACUACUAAUACUAAUAGUCAUAGUAGUAUGAAUUCCACAGAGAAAUAUGUUAUCCCUAGACCGGUAUUACCUCGACGUCAUUCAAUGGCAUCGUAUAAUAAUAAUAAUAAUACUAAUAGUAAUAAUAAUUUUAUUCGUUCUGAUUGUUUUACGCAUUUACCUCAUUGAUUAUCAUCAGCAUCACCAGAAAGUCAUAUCUUUAUUAUUAUUAUUAUCAGUGUGUUAUUUAUUUUCGCAAUUCUCUGUUUUUGUGGGGUUUUUUUUGGCUUUUUCUUUGGGGGAUCGGCGGUUGGAGUUUAUUUUUUCCUGUCAUAUAUCGAGGACAAUUUAUUUUAUUUAUUUAUUUGACAAAUAUGGUGGGUGAUCUCUUUCAAUUGUUUAUUUUAUAUUAUCUCACUCAAGUUAUAUAUAUAUAUAUAUAUAUAU